This is a messenger RNA of Pseudozyma hubeiensis SY62, 1203 nucleotides long. RefSeq lists its product as hypothetical. Bases 1 to 1203 code for a protein of 400 amino acids. The transcript has a single exon. NCBI's taxonomy places the organism in Eukaryota, Fungi, Basidiomycota, Ustilaginomycetes, Ustilaginales, Ustilaginaceae. The record is from RefSeq and is a predicted model, not a curated record. Gene Ontology annotation, molecular function: 2-oxoglutarate-dependent dioxygenase activity.
AUGGAACAGACAGGUGACGAUUGCGAUGAUCCGUUCUUGCUGCUGCUUCGAGAUCGAGCGAUCCAAUCACGCAAGCGGCAGGGGAUCCCCUUUGCGCAAGACAGUCCUACACAGGACUGGCCACAGCGGUUGGCGCAGCCGCCCUCGGCAAGCGAAUUCGGAGAGAUCAUCGAACAGCAUGUCCCUGUCCUGAUAGACGACUGCGUGCGCCACCGUUCCCAACUGGCAAAGUGGAAGGACACGAGCUACGUGGAAACAUGCAUGGGACCAGAUCGCAGCGUCGUGGUGGCCAUCACCCCGGACGGCAGGGCGGACGACAUCAUUGAACAUCCGGAGCACGGCAACGUGGUCUUUGCGCUUCCAUUAGAAGUGCAGAUAUCGUUCUCGGAGCUUCUGAAGCGACUCUCAAGGCAAGCACAGGGCCAAGCAGACACGAUCGCCUACCUGCAAUCCCAGAACUCAAACUUGAGCGUGCAAGAGUACGGCGAUCUGUCGCCUCUGAUGCGUGAUCUCGAAUCGCACACAGACGCAGGACAGCUCGACACGAAAGAAAGCAGACGCAGCGAUCUGUCAUGGGCUACCGAGGCGAUUGGACGGGCUCCCGAGGCAACCAACAUCUGGAUCGGGACCUCUGCGUCCCGCACUUCGAUGCAUCGUGACUACUAUGAAAACCUUUUCACAGUGAUCCGAGGCUGGAAGGAGUUCACCGUGUAUCCGCCAGCGGAAGGAUGCUUCCUGUGCGAUGACGACGAGUUUCCCCUGUACAGGUACGUGUACGACACGGCACCGGAUGGCAGCACAAGUGCUCAUCUGAGACUGCGAAAGGACGACGAGGACGCAACCACAAGGUGGAUACCUAUCGAUCCCACCUUGCCCAAGCAUGCGAAACGAAACGCCCCUUUCGUCCAUCGCGAUCUGAACAUGACCUCGUCCCAACAGCUGCCGUCUCGUAGACACGCUUCCUGUACCAAGUACGGUUACGCUCUGCCUGCUCUCAAAAUUCGCGUUCACGAGGGCGAAACCCUCUACCUUCCCAGCGGCUGGUUUCACCACGUGGCGCAACAGCAAGACGUGCAAGUGGAGAACAUCGACGGUCAAGGCGCCGUCGACCGUGGUCUGUGUCUCUGCAUCAACUGGUGGUACGAGAUCUCUGACGACAUGGCGAUACAUCUCGAAGAGACCGACUUGACGGUGCCGACGUGA